Aphidius gifuensis is the source of this 1300-nucleotide messenger RNA. It is a transcript of the gene eIF3h, whose product is annotated as eukaryotic translation initiation factor 3 subunit H. The record is from RefSeq and is a predicted model, not a curated record. NCBI's taxonomy places the organism in Eukaryota, Metazoa, Arthropoda, Insecta, Hymenoptera, Braconidae. The transcript has 2 exons. Gene Ontology annotation, molecular function: metallopeptidase activity; protein binding; translation initiation factor activity. Gene Ontology annotation, cellular component: eukaryotic translation initiation factor 3 complex; cytoplasm; cytosol. Bases 137 to 1150 code for a protein of 337 amino acids.
GGUAGUUUGGUACUCUUGACAACACGCUAAAGGCGUUGAUACGUGGUUUUUUUACAACAAUUAUUAUUAAUUAACAUAUGUAAUAAAAAUUAAUAAUAAUUAAUAAUUUAUAAAGUUAAAUAAUUAUUGAUAAAUAAUGUCGUCAAGAGCCGGUACAAUGCGUUCAAUUCCGGAGCAUAAUACAAGAAUUGAAUAUGUACAAUGUGAUGGAUUAACAGCAAUGAAAAUUAUCAAGCAUUGUCAUGAAGAAUCUGCUGGUAAUAUGGAAGUUGCACAAGGUGCAUUACUUGGUUUGGUUGUACAAAAUCGUUUGGAAAUAACAAAUUGUUUUCCAUUUCCAAAAAAUGAUGAAGUACAUGAAGAAGAAGAAUAUCAACUUGCUGUUAUGCGUCGUCUUCGAAGAGUAAACGUUGAUCAUUUUCAUGUUGGAUGGUAUCAAAGUGCUGAUGUUGGUAAUUUUUUAAGUGUCUCACUUCUUGAGUCACAAUAUCAUUAUCAAACAUCAAUUGAAGAAUCAGUUGUUGUUAUUUAUGAUACAGCAAAAUCAGGACGUGGUUUUUUGACAAUAAAAGCAUAUCGUUUAACACCACAAGCUAUACAAAUGUAUAAAGAUGGUGAAUUUACACCAGAUGCAUUACGUUCAUUGAAAAUUGGAUAUGAAACAUUAUUUGUUGAAAUUCCAGUUGUUAUUAAAAAUAGUAAUUUAACAAAUAUUAUGAUGUCAGAAGUUGAAGAAAUGAUACCAGAAGAAGCUGGAUCAAAAUAUUUAGAUCUUGGUACAGCAUCUGUUCUUGAGGGACAAUUACGUUGUAUGAUGGAUCGUGUUGAUGAAUUAAAUCAAGAAGCAAUUAAAUUUAAUAGACAUCAACAUCUUGUUAUUCGUCAACAACAAGAUAAAAAUAGAUUAUUACAAAAACGUGCACAAGAAAAUGCAGCAAGAGCUGCUAAAGAUGAAGCACCAUUACCAGAUGAUGAUAUCAAUAAACUCAUGAGACCAUUACCAGUUCCACCAAGGUUAAAUCCAAUGAUUAUUGCUGGACAAAUUAAUACUUAUAGUCAGCAUAUAUCACAAUUUUGUGCUCAAAGUUUGGCCAAACUUUAUAUCACUCAGAGUCUUCAGAGUGCCAAGGAAUCAAAAUCAUCAAAUUAAUCAUUUUAUAAAUAUAUUACAAUCAUAAACAAUUUUAUUAUGUAUCCAUUUGUCAAUAUUUGAUUCCAAUUUAUAUACAAUCGUUGUUUAAACAGCAACAAUGACAACAAUGACAACAGUAAUAAUAAACUUUAAUAAAAUCAUCAAAAC